UAUUGUACUUACUAAUUUUGAAUAUAGGUGUCUUGCUUUUAUUGCUCCAUUGGGGGAAAAUAUUUGUAACAUAUUUUUAAAAAUAUUUUCAAGGGACAUUUUGUAGUAUUUUUUAGUAAACUGAAAUACAGAUGCCUGACAAUUUCACUUCUAGAAGUUUAUCAUACAGAAAUACAUCUAUUUAUCAUGUAGAAAUAUUUAUAUUUAUCAUAAGACAUUAUUUAUCAUAUAGAAAUAUUACAAUAGAAAUAAUGAUAUAUUUAAGAGAAUUCUUUUGCUAUAUGUUAUAGCCAAGAAACUGGAAAUGAUCUUAACGUCCAUUAAUAUGGGAACAGUUAAGUCUUGGACAUCAAUAAAAUGAAAUGCUACAUAACUUUUACAAAUAAUAUUAGUUAUCUAUUAUUGCAUAACAAAUUAUUUAAUACUUAAAACAGCAAACAUUAUCUCACCCAGUUUCUGAGGGUGAGGAAUCGGGAAGAAACUAAGCUGUCUCAAGGUCUCUCAUGAAGUUGCAGUGAAGCUGUCAGCAGGGACUAUAGUCAUCUGAAGGCUGCACUGUGGUUGGAGGAUCCACUUCUAAGAUAGUUUACUCACAUGGCUUUUGGCAAGAUGUCUCAUUUCUCAAUGAAAGCAGAAGGUCCCAAUUCCUCACCACAGGGCUGCCUAGGUUUUCUCAUGACAUGGCAUAUAGCUUUUCCCAGAGCUAGUGAUCCGAGAGAGAGCAAGAAAGAAGCUGCAGUGACUUUUAUGACCCCGCCUCCAAAGUUGCAUACCACUACUUCGUUAUCCACUUUAUUUCCUAUUCAUCAGAAGUUACUCACCAAGUUCAGCCUAUAGUCAAGGGGUGGGGAAUUAGGCUUCACCUCUUGAAUGGAAAGGAUCAAAUAAUUUGUGGGCAUGUUUAAAAAUUAUCACAAAUAAGAUAGGUCUAUCUGUACUGAAGUGGGAAGUUGUACACUAUGUAUUAAAUGAAGAAAAGAAAAUUGCAGAAUUAUCAUGUCUUUAUUAAGGAAAAAAAUCAGUGAAGUAUGAAUGUGUGUUGUGUAUACAUGGAAGAAGGUUAGAACACAGUGAAAACUGGUUAUAGUGGUUAUUUCUUAAAUUAUUUGGGGGAAGGUAGGCUUUUAAUUUUUACUUAUAUUAUUUCAGUAUUUUAAAUAUUUAUGAACUUAUUUUCAGUAAAAGAAAUUAGACUCCUAAUUGCUAGUAUGUUUUUAAAAUAAAUCCUUAAAUUUUUUAAAAAAUAACAAAUCCAGUAACUACAGAUUGAGUUUUAUUUUUAUUGUACUUUUUAUAAAAUUAGAGAUCAGUGAGUCCAUUUAUUUUCCAGACAGAUACCAACUUUCACAGUUUUCAGUCCUGUAGUUUGAGUUUCUGAGCAUCCCAAAUUUCUUUUCUUUUUUAAUUUAUAUAUUUAAAGCGGACUCAUUAUAUUUAAAAUUUAUUAAACUUAUUUUAUAAACAUUAAAAAUAGACCACUAGAUAUUUAAAUAUAUGGCUCUGAAUGUUCUCAUUCUUGAGUUCUUAUUUGUGGUUAAUGUUUUAUUGUUUAGACAAGUAUUUUCAUGUAGUUUAUUUGGAAAAUAGUAGUUUGGUGGCGUAUUUUUUACUCUUGAAUAUUUCAGUACUUCUUUCCUUUGCCCUUCUUCAUUAACACAUUAUGACAGUAUAUGGAAAUCUCAACUGACAACCCUUCAUCAAACGUUUUUAAUUUAUCUCACUUUUAUUUAAUAGGUAGUGCUGGGUUUAAAAACCUCUAUGAUGUAACUACAUAAUCUUAUACAAGUAACUUAGUCUUGCUAAACGUUAGAUUGCGUAUUCAUUUAUUGUGAAUAAUCAUACCUUAUUGGAUUGUUCUGAGAGUAAAUGAGAUAACAUAGCCCUAUUCAUACAAUAAACAUUCAAUAAGAUUUAGCUGCAGCUAUGAUGGUGCUGCUGCUGCUGAUGAUGAUAGUAUUUGGCUUUCCUUCCAUUUUCUUGUAAACUCCUUAAAAGUAUCUGUUUCCUUUAUUCUUAGUAGGUACUCAAAAUUUUAAAUUGAAAUUUAGAAUUGAGAAUGUGUGAUCAAAUAGAUACAAUGAAAAUUUUAAAACGAAAUAAAAUGGCUUUGUCACAUAACCAAUUUAUGAUCUGUUCUUUCCACUAAAAGAAUUACUUUAGGCAGUUUUAAUACAUAUAUUUAUCUGUUCUCCAUUCUAAAAUGCAUAAUAGUAGUAGAAAGCUACCUACAACAUGGGAUUUCUGUGAGGAGUAACUGAAAUACAGGUAAAAAACUUAGUUAGUAGACAAGUGCUGUAUAGGUGUUUCUUUUGAUAGUGAUGAUGUUUCAUGAUUGGAUAUAUUAUUUAGCUAUUUGACUACUAUUGUUAUUACCUCUCCUUACCUUUCUUGGUUUUCUUCUUUAUUGAAGUUCUUUUUUUUUCUAUUUGGCCUGCCACUUAUGUUAUCUGCUAAAUGUCUUUACCUUUGUCCAUCUUCUCACUUAGACUUCUUUUUCCUAGAAAGCCUGAUCUUUGACCAGAUGGCAGUAACAUUUGAAGAUGUGACUAUUAUUUUUACUUGGGAGGAGUGGAAAUUCCUGGAUUCUUCUCAAAAAAGACUCUACAGGGAGGUCAUGUGGGAGAACUACACAAAUGUCAUGUCAAAAACUGGAAUGAGAGCUACAAAUCCCAAGAAGAAAAAUUCAGAUACUUAGAAUAUGAAAAUUUUUCCUGCUGGCAAGGCUGGUGGAAUGCUGGCGCCCAGAUGUAUAAGAAUCAGAACUAUGGGGAAACUGUUCAAGGGACAGAUUCCAAAGACCUAACACAGCAAGAUCGUUCCCAGUGUCACGAAUGGUUAAUACUCUCCACACAAGUACCAGGGUAUGGGAACUAUGAACUGACUUUUGAAAGCAAAAGUCGCAGGAACUUAAAAUAUAAAAAUUUUAUGCCUUGGCAGUCCUUAGAAACAAAAACCACUCAAGACUAUGGUAGAGAAAUCUACAUGAGUGGUUCACAUGGUUUUCAAGGGGGCAGAUACCGUCUUGGCAUAUCCAGGAAAAACCUCUCCAUGGAAAAAGAACAGAAGCUCAUAGUUCAGCAUUCUUAUAUCCCAGUGGAGGAAGCCCUUCCACAGUACGUUGGGGUGAUAUGUCAAAAAGACCUACUGAGAGAUUCAACGGAAGAAAAGUACUGUGGAUGUAACAAAUGUAAAGAAAUUUAUUAUUGGAACUCACGGUGUGUUUUCCACAAGAGAAAUCAGCCUGGAGAAAACCUCUAUCAAUGUUCCAUCCGUAAAGCAUGCUUCUCUCAGAGAUCAGACUUGUAUAGACAUCCAAGAAUCCACAUAGGUAAGAAGCUGUACGGAUGUGAUGAAGUUGACGGUAACUUUCAUCAGAGCUCUGGAGUUCACUUUCAUCAAAGAGUUCACAUAGGGGAGGUACCUUAUAGCUGUAAUGCAUGUGAUAAGAGCUUCAGCCGGAUCUCUAGUCUUCACAAUCAUCAAAGAGUCCACACAGAAGAGAAAUUCUAUAAAAUCAAGUGUGAUAAAGACCUCAGUAGAAAUUCAUUACUUCACAUUCACCAGAGACUUCACAUAGGAGAGAAGCCUUUUAAGUGCAAUCAGUGUGGUAAGAGUUUUAAUCGGAGUUCAGUACUUCAUGUUCAUCAGAGAGUCCACACAGGAGAAAAACCAUAUAAGUGUAAUGAGUGUGGUAAGGGUUUCAGCCAGAGCUCAAAUCUUCGAAUUCAUCAGUUAGUACACACAGGAGAGAAGUCUUAUAAAUGUGAGGACUGUGGUAAAGGCUUUACCCAGCGCUCAAAUCUUCAAAUUCAUCAGAGAGUGCAUACAGGAGAGAAACCUUAUAAAUGUGAUGACUGUGGAAAGGACUUUAGUCACAGCUCAGAUCUUCGCAUUCAUCAGAGAGUCCAUACAGGGGAGAAACCCUAUACUUGUCCUGAAUGUGGGAAGGGCUUCAGUAAGAGUUCAAAGCUUCACACUCAUCAAAGAGUACAUACUGGAGAGAAACCCUACAAAUGUGAAGAGUGUGGCAAGGGAUUCAGUCAGCGUUCACAUCUUCUCAUUCAUCAGAGAGUCCAUACAGGAGAAAAGCCCUAUAAAUGUGAUGAUUGUGGAAAGGGUUUUAGUCACAGUUCUAAUCUUCACAUUCAUCAGAGGGUCCAUACAGGAGAGAAGCCUUAUCAAUGUGCUAAGUGUGGUAAAGGUUUCAGUCAUAGCUCAGCUCUUCGAAUUCAUCAAAGAGUCCACACAGGAGAGAAACCUUAUAAAUGUCGUGAAUAUUAUAAGGGAUUUGAUCAUAAUUCACAUCUUCACAGUAGUCAUAGAAGAGGAAACUUAUAAAUAUUGUUCAUUUAGUUAACAGCUUUAAUCAAAGUUUACCUAACCUUUAAACCCUAUAAAUGCUGCUGUUAAGGAAAUCUUAUAAAUAACACAAGUAAUCCCAAGCAACAUUUAUAGUUUCCCCUAUCUCCCACUAAGAAUUAUUUGCUUCAAAAGGAGAUCUUUAGAAAAAUCCCUAUAUAUUUAAAAUUAUAGUGUAUUUUUCUUUACCUACUAUAAAUAUAAUACAGUCAUAAAUAUAUUAAACAUUUAAGGAGAAAACUCUUCGUCCUAUUUCAUUCUAGUCUUUUUUUCUGUGCAUUUUAAUGUGCAUGAAAUUAUAUUGUGUGUUCAACUUUGUAUUUUCACUGUCUUCAAAAUAUUUACUUAAAUUUUGGUUUGAAUUGAAACUGGUUGGCCAUCUGUUAAACAACAUCUCUUAACUCCCCUAAAAAGUCCCUAGGAAGUAACAGAAAAGAUGGAAACACACAGAACUUGAAACUCAGUUUUGGCCGGUAGAAUUCAAUUAUUUAUGGACAAAAGCCACCUAAUAAAAGACAGGAAAGCAUUGUAUGA
This is a messenger RNA of Pongo pygmaeus (Bornean orangutan), 4893 nucleotides long. RefSeq names its product zinc finger protein 214 (gene ZNF214). The record is from RefSeq and is a predicted model, not a curated record. The transcript is spliced from 2 exons. The coding region runs from base 2746 to 4338 and encodes 530 amino acids. Gene Ontology annotation, biological process: regulation of DNA-templated transcription. Gene Ontology annotation, molecular function: DNA-binding transcription factor activity, RNA polymerase II-specific; RNA polymerase II cis-regulatory region sequence-specific DNA binding. NCBI's taxonomy places the organism in Eukaryota, Metazoa, Chordata, Mammalia, Primates, Hominidae.